Messenger RNA from Hippopotamus amphibius kiboko, 3309 nucleotides. It is a transcript of the gene PANK1, whose product is annotated as pantothenate kinase 1. Lineage: Eukaryota; Metazoa; Chordata; Mammalia; Artiodactyla; Hippopotamidae. Gene Ontology annotation, biological process: coenzyme A biosynthetic process. The record is from RefSeq and is a predicted model, not a curated record. Gene Ontology annotation, cellular component: nucleus; cytosol. The transcript has 7 exons. Gene Ontology annotation, molecular function: pantothenate kinase activity; ATP binding. The coding region runs from base 1 to 1806 and encodes 601 amino acids.
AUGUUGAAGCUCGGCGGUGGCGGUGGCGGCGGCGGCGGCGGCGGCGGCGGCGGGCAGGACUGGGCAUGCUCAGUAGCGGGGACGGGUCUGGGAGGCGAGGAAGCCGCGUUUGAAGUCGCGCGGCUCAGGGACCCGGGGGAGGCGGGCUGUGGGGGCCCCGGCUGCGGGUGCGCGGGGAUCCGCGACUCCGCGCGCGGAGUGGGCAUGCUCCAGGCCGGCGCCGGGGGGCAGGGCGUGGAGGAGGCGGGAGCGCCGGCGGGAGGCGGGGAGGAGCGCCCGGCUCGCCAUCCCCCGGCGCUGGCUCUGCGGCUGCCGAAUCGGAAGCCGCAAGGAGGAUCCGGGGAAAUAAAGACGUCCGAGAAUGACCUCCAGCGAGGCCGCCUGAGCCGGGGCCCGCGCGCCGCCCCCCUAGCCCCAGGCAUGGGCGACCACGGCGGGCAGCCGGGGCGCUCGGCCCCGCACGCCCCCGGGCUUCCCGCCGGCGCCGGCGCCGCGGCCGUGAACGGGCUGCUGCACAACGGCUACCACCCGCCGCCCAUCCAGCCGCCGCGCCUCUGCAGCCGGGGCCCCCCGGGCGGCGGCGACGCGGCGCCCCCGCGCCUCCCGCUCCAGCCGGAGCUCCAGCCACAGCCUCCGCCCCCUCCGCACGACUCCCCGGCCAAGAAAUGCCGGCUGCGGAGGAGGAUGGACUCGGGGAGGAAGAACAGGCCGCCGUUCCCGUGGUUCGGUAUGGAUAUCGGUGGGACGCUGGUUAAAUUGGUCUACUUUGAACCGAAGGAUAUUACAGCUGAAGAGGAGCAGGAGGAAGUGGAGAACCUGAAGAGCAUCAGGAAGUAUUUGACUUCUAACACGGCUUAUGGGAAAACCGGGAUCCGCGACGUCCACCUGGAACUGAAGAACUUGACCAUGUGUGGGCGGAAGGGGAACCUGCACUUCAUCCGCUUUCCCAGCUGCGCGAUGCACAGGUUCAUCCAGAUGGGCAGCGAGAAGAACUUCUCCAGCCUGCACACGACUCUCUGUGCCACGGGAGGCGGGGCUUUCAAGUUCGAAGAGGACUUCAGAACGAUUGCUGACCUGCAGCUCCAUAAAUUGGACGAACUGGACUGUCUGAUUCAGGGCCUGCUUUACGUUGACUCUGUUGGCUUCAACGGCAAGCCGGAAUGUUACUAUUUUGAAAAUCCCACAAAUCCCGAAUUGUGUCAAAAAAAGCCGUACUGCCUGGAUAACCCGUACCCUAUGUUGCUGGUGAACAUGGGCUCAGGUGUCAGCAUCCUAGCAGUGUACUCCAAGGACAACUAUAAAAGAGUUACAGGGACCAGUCUUGGAGGUGGAACAUUCCUAGGCCUAUGUUGCUUGCUGACUGGUUGUGAGACCUUUGAAGAAGCUCUGGAAAUGGCAGCUAAAGGCGACAGCACCAAUGUUGAUAAGCUGGUGAAGGACAUUUACGGAGGAGACUAUGAACGAUUUGGCCUUCAAGGAUCUGCGGUAGCAUCAAGCUUUGGCAACAUGAUGAGUAAGGAAAAGCGAGAUUCCAUCAGCAAGGAAGACCUCGCCCGAGCCACCCUGGUCACCAUCACCAACAACAUUGGCUCCAUUGCUCGGAUGUGUGCAUUGAAUGAGAAUAUUGACAGAGUUGUUUUUGUUGGAAAUUUCCUCAGAAUCAAUAUGGUCUCCAUGAAGCUACUAGCAUAUGCCAUGGAUUUUUGGUCCAAAGGACAGCUAAAAGCUCUGUUUUUGGAACAUGAGGGUUAUUUUGGAGCUGUUGGGGCACUGUUGGAACUGUUCAAAAUGACGGAUGACCAGUAGAGACGAGCCAUAGAUGGGGCAGCCUUCUGUGAGAACAGGGAUCCAAGCUCCACUGCUGGGGAGGGUGAAGCCACUGUGGGACGGAAGCCAAGCCAUUAUGGCAGAUGAACCUGCUGGAUUUGUAAAUAAUUAAAAAUCCUUCUAGCUGAUCUUUUACUCUUGGGUUGUGAGCUUAUGAUUUAAAAUGGGGAAUACAAGAGUUUUUUCUGUAUACUGUAUUUUUAAAAAAAAACAAAAAAACAGCAUUUGUGCAGCGUGGCCAAACCUACCAAUUUUAUGCAUUGACUUUGAAAAAUUGUAUGAUGUUUAAGAAGGACCUGAAAUGUAAGUGCUGUUUAUUUUUCUUCUGGGGUUUACUGAUCAGUGUGGUAAUUUUAACUUCAUUUAGUAAUUACUCUAGGAGAUUUUACCUUGACAUAUUUUUCAUGACGUUUCAUGAUUUGCUGUUGGUUUCAAAUGAAACUACAAAUCUGGCAUGUUUUACUGUGAACACUAUUUUGUUUGUUUACCUUUUUUGGUCUUGUUUUUUUCUGUUUGAAUGUCUUACGGAAAAAGAGAAUCCUUCCCCCUGUUUCUGUCCUCAGAUGACUCCCUGUUCCCCCUCCCCCCCAAUACCGUUCUUUAAUGUAAUUGUUCAUAUUAAUCAAGGUGCUGACCAACUCAAUACAAAGUUAAGCAUCUAAAGCUCUCAAAAGUGCCCUUGAAGAGAAGACUCUGGAAAAGUGUUCAGGAAUUUAGUGAGUCUGGCAAAAGUUGAAAAUUAUAUGCAAUUUCAUCGUAUCCCUUAUGAAUAUACAGUGUUGUGUUGCAUUUAUGUUAGGUUGUAUUAAAUUAAGUUGUUCUCUGAUGAAGUGUCCUCAUCCAUGCACAGUGUAUAAAUGGCAGCAAAUCCUUGUGCUAGAUGUUGGGAUUUACAGGGGAUAGUCUUCCCAGUAGAUUAACUGUUCAUGUUGGGAGGUUUAGGAGAAGUCAUGGGUUCAGGUGUCAUGUAGUAAUAUCUGAGCUUUGUAACAAGGCAUCUUAAAUAAUAAUAAAGUUUUUUUUAUUUGAAAUAUUUUUUUUGGGGGGUACACCAAGUUCAAUCAUCUGUUUUUAUACACAUAUCCCCGUAUUCCCUCCCUUCCUUGACUCCCCCCCCCUUGAGUAUUUGAAAUAUUUUAAACUGUAUUUCAAUCCCACUUUCUAAAAUUUAAAAGAAAUUAUGAUACUGAUCUAUAAAUAUUUUUUCUGCUUGAAAGAUGUUGAGACCGACGGGUGACUUUCAAAUGAGAAUCUUGUACAGAUAAUGAAACCCAUGAGAUCUAAUGAUUUAGAGCUAAUGAAUCUUUUGAAUUGAUCAUAUUGCUGAAAGAGAUUUUUGAAGGGCAGUACAAUUGCUCCAUGAUGAAACUUUCCUUCUUUGCCUUCUGGGCCCCAUCUUUAAUUUUCACGUCUUCAAGUCUUGAAGAAGUUGAUGUUAAUGGAAGUAUUUACUUGUCUGGUUAAAAUAAAGCCUGUUUCUGU